Messenger RNA from Danio rerio (zebrafish), 1293 nucleotides. Lineage: Eukaryota; Metazoa; Chordata; Actinopteri; Cypriniformes; Danionidae. The record is from RefSeq and is a predicted model, not a curated record.
AUGACCAUUAACAGUGCGUCUGUGGAGCAUGUGAGCAGCACUAAGUUCCUGGGUGUACAAAUUUCUGAGGAUCUCUCCUGGACAAAAAAUCACAGCUACUUCCUCCACAAACUUAAAAGAGCAAGAGCACCAGCCUCAAUCAUGCAGACCUUCUACAGAGGCACAAUUGAGAGCAUCCUGACCAGCUGCAUCACUGUGUGGUUUGGAGCCUGCAAUGCAUCCUGCAGGAAAACUCUUCAGCGCAUAGUGAGAACAGCUGAGAAGAUCAUUGGUGUCCCUCUACCCUUCCUCCAGGACAUUUACAGCACCCGUCUCACCCGAAAAGCCCUCUGCAUAACAGCAGACCUCACUUACCCAAUGCAUAGCUUCUUCAGUCUGCUGCCAUCAGGGUGGAGAAUGCGAAGUCUCCAGGCCAGGACCAACAGACUGCAAGACAGCUUCAUCCAUCAGGCUAGUUUGGCAAACAAAAACAAACUUAAGAUUCACAUGAGGAUCCACACUGGAGGGAAACCAUUCACAUGCACUCAGUGUGGGAAGAGUUUCAGCCUAUUAUCAUCCCUUAAUCUACACAUGAGGAUCCACACUGGAGAGAAACCAUUUACUUGCACUCAGUGUGGGAAGAGUUUCAGCCUAUCAUCAAACCUUAAUAAACACAUGAGGAUCCACACUGGAGAGAAACCAUUCAUAUGCCCUCAGUGUGGGAAGAGUUUUAACUUUUCAUCAAAUUUUCAUCGACACAUGAGGAUCCACACUGGAGAGAAACCAUUCACAUGCACUCAGUGUGGUAAGAGUUUCAGCCUAUCAUCAAACCUUAAUAAACACAUGAGGAUCCACACUGGAGAGAAACCAUUUAUAUGCCCUCAGUGUGGGAAGAGUUUCAGCCAAUCAUCAUACCUUAAUCUACACAUGAUAAUCCACACUGGAGAGAAACCAUUCACAUGCACUCAGUGUGGGAAGAGUUUCAGCCUAUCAUCAAACCUUAAUAAACACAUGAAGAUCCACACUGGAGAGAAACCAUUCAUAUGCCCUCAGUGUGGGAAGAGUUUCAGCCAAUCAUCAUACCUUAAUCUACACAUGAUAAUGCACACUGGAGAGAAACCAUACACAUGCACUCAGUGUGGUAAGAGUUUCAACCGCUCGUCAAACCUUAAUAAACACAUGAGGAUCCACACUGGAGAGAAACCAUUCAUAUGCCCUCAGUGUGGGAAGAGUUUCAGCAAAUCAUCAUACCUUAAUCUACACAUGAGGAUCCACACUAUAGAGAAAUCAAACAACAGAAUUUUGCAUGCUUAA